AUGCUGCUCUUCUGCCCGGCCUGCGGGAACGUGCUGGUGGCCGAGGAGGGACCGCGCUGCCACCGCUUCGCCUGCACCACCUGCCCCUACGUGCGCAACGUGACGCGGAAGGUGACGAGCAGGAAGUACCCGCGGCUGAAGGAGGUGGACGAUGUGCUGGGCGGCGCCGCAGCCUGGGAGAACGUGGACUCCACCGCAGAGCCCUGCCCCAAGUGCGAACAUCCCCGAGCCUACUUCAUGCAGAUCCAGACUCGCUCGGCCGACGAGCCCAUGACCACCUUCUACAAGUGCUGCAACGCGCAGUGCGGGCACCGCUGGCGGGACUGAGCGCCCCGACACCGGGAGCCUGAGGGGCCGCCCGGGGCCUGGGCGCUGAGGCCUGAGAGGGCGCCCGGGGCCUGGGAGCUGGGGCCUGAGAGGGCGCCCGGGGCCUGGCCGCUGGGGCCUGAGAGGGCGCCCGGGGCCUGGGCGCUGAGGCCUGAGAGGGCGCCCGGGGCCUGGGCGCUGAGGCCUGAGAGGGCGUCCGGGGCCUGGGCGCUGGGGCCUGAGAGGACGCCCGGGGCCCGGCCGCUCUCCCUCUGCUAAGGCCGAGGAGCAGGCCCUGGCUGUGGGCAUGGCUCUCUUCUCCUGUAAUAAAGCUACCCCUGGGUGGAA
This is a messenger RNA of Pogoniulus pusillus (Red-fronted tinkerbird), 654 nucleotides long. RefSeq names its product RNA polymerase III subunit K (gene POLR3K). Bases 1 to 327 code for a protein of 108 amino acids. The record is from RefSeq and is a predicted model, not a curated record. Gene Ontology annotation, molecular function: nucleic acid binding; zinc ion binding. The transcript has 3 exons. NCBI's taxonomy places the organism in Eukaryota, Metazoa, Chordata, Aves, Piciformes, Lybiidae. Gene Ontology annotation, cellular component: RNA polymerase III complex. Gene Ontology annotation, biological process: termination of RNA polymerase III transcription; DNA-templated transcription.